Messenger RNA from Cutaneotrichosporon oleaginosum, 528 nucleotides. RefSeq lists its product as uncharacterized. The record is from RefSeq and is a predicted model, not a curated record. NCBI's taxonomy places the organism in Eukaryota, Fungi, Basidiomycota, Tremellomycetes, Trichosporonales, Trichosporonaceae.
AUGCCCACCGUACCGAUCCACACGAUCCGGCCGCUGCUCGACCUCGUCGACUUCGCCGAGUUGGCGGAGUAUGUGCGCGAGCGCGCGCGCAGUCCCCCGCUGUGCGGCACCCCGUCGGGGCCGACGACGCGGGCCCCGAGCGCCGACCACAGCCCGGAGCGGGGGUGUGCAGUGCUGCCUUCGUCUCCUCCGCUUCCUCAGCUCUCUCUCCCCACGGCAGCGAGUGCUAGUGGCCCAGCGAGCCACCCUACGAGUCCGCCACGAAGCGACGCGCCCCCGCCGCCGUCCACUCCAGGCAAACCCCUCCAACACGUUCUCCACGUCCUUGGCCCGCACUCGCCACACACGCCGAUCCGCGACAUGCCCCGCCUCAAGCUCCUGCGCGCGCUCCGCGCCGCACACCUCUGGCCCAUGGCCGACCCCGAGCUCGCCCGCUUCGUCCACCUCCACCAAGACAUGACGCUGGGUGACCUCGUCGCGGCCUUCCCACCCGGCCGCGUGCCGGUCCCGGAGCCCAGCAGCAAGUAG